ACACCCUCAAUCGUUCUUUUUGUGUCCGAAAACGUGUGCUGCGCACUUUCCCAGGGUUUUGCUAGCUACCCGCUAUGAGCCAGAAGACCCAGAAAACGGUACAGUUUCACGAGUUGGAGCUGGACCAACGCAUCCUCAAGGCGGUGGCUCAGCUGGGAUGGCAUCAACCCACGCUCAUCCAGUCCACGGCGAUUCCGCUGCUCUUAGAGGGCAAGGAUGUGGUAGUGCGUGCCCGCACCGGAUCUGGCAAGACGGCUACCUACGCCUUGCCUCUGAUCCAGAAAAUCCUUAACUCCAAACUAAACGCCAGCGAGCAGUGUGUGAGCGCAGUCGUUCUGGCACCCACAAAGGAACUUUGCCGGCAGUCUAGGAAGGUGAUCGAGCAACUGGUCGAGUCCUGCGGCAAAGUGGUCCGCGUUGCGGAUAUUGCCGGUAGCUCUAGUGACGCAGUGACCCAGCGGCAUGCCUUGGCCGAAAGACCUGAUAUCGUGGUGGCGACACCUGCAAAACUAUUGGCCCAUGCCGAAGCCGGAGGUGUUGUGGAUCUGAAGCACGUAGAGACUCUAGUGGUGGACGAGGCUGAUCUGGUGUUUGCCUUUGGCUACGAAAAGGAUUUCAAGCGGUUGAUCAAGCACCUUCCUCCUAUCUACCAAGCUGUCUUAGUCUCUGCCACACUAACCGACGAUGUGGUACGUAUGAAGGGUUUGUGCCUGAAUAACCCGGUGACGUUGAAGCUCGAGGAGCCGGAGCUAGUGCCGCAGGAUCAGUUGACACACCAGCGCAUUCUUGCUGAGGAGAAUGACAAACCGGCUUUAUUGUUUGCUUUGCUAAAGUUAAGGCUCAUACGCGGAAAGAGCAUCAUCUUUGUGAACAGUAUCGAUCGUUGCUACAAGGUUCGCUUGUUCUUAGAGCAAUUUGGAAUCCGUGCCUGCGUAUUGAACUCCGAGCUGCCUGCCAACAUUCGCAUCCAUACAAUUAGCCAGUUCAACAAAGGCACCUACGAUAUCAUCAUCGCCUCUGACGAACAUCAUCUGGAGAAGCCUGAUGGCAAAUCCUCAGCCAACCGAAAAACGACGCGUAGCGGGGAUAUUGAAUCUAGUGCUUCACGUGGCAUUGAUUUCCAGUGCGUAAACAACGUGAUAAACUUUGACUUUCCAAGGGAUGUCACGUCGUAUAUUCACCGGGCUGGCAGGACGGCAAGAGGGAACAACAAGGGCUCUGUAUUAUCAUUUGUAAGCAUGAAGGAAGCCAAGGUGAACGAUGCCGUGGAGAAAAAACUAUCUGACAGCUUCGCCGUCCAGGAGGGCGAGCAAAUCAUCAAAAACUACCAGUUUAAAAUGGAGGAGGUAGAAUCCUUCCGUUAUCGUGCCCAGGAUUGCUGGCGUGCCGCCACUCGUGUUGCCGUUCACGAUACGCGGAUCCGGGAAAUAAAGACCGAAAUUCUGAACUGCGAGAAGCUUAAGGGAUUCUUUGAGGAAAAUAAGCGCGAUUUGCAAGCGCUGCGGCACGAUAAACCACUUCGCGCUAUCAAGGUGCAAAGUCACUUGUCUGACAUGCCCGAAUACAUAGUCCCGAAGGCUCUCAAGCGAGUGGUAGGCUCCGCCACAUCCUCAUCUGGCAGUGGAGCUUCGGAAUCCAAACAACCACGCCAGUCGGCAGCCAAAGCUGCUUAUGAGAGACAGAGCAAUGACCCACUGAUGGUAAGUCAGGUGGACUUUGGCAAGAGGCGUCCUGGCCCCCGGAGAAAAAAAAAGGCAUUCUAGGGGAGCAACUGUCACUGGGGAAGCUUGUUAUAUAUAGUCGCUAUAAUGUGUAAGCAGAACUUGUUAAAUUAAGCAAAACGUUACUGUGUGUGCGUUUUUUAUCGAAAACAAUCAAAUACAAAAAGUGGAUUUUUUACA
Molecule: messenger RNA, 1901 nt
Organism: Drosophila eugracilis
Lineage: Eukaryota; Metazoa; Arthropoda; Insecta; Diptera; Drosophilidae
Gene: Hlc
Product: probable ATP-dependent RNA helicase DDX56
Exons: 4
Coding region: 75-1763 (562 amino acids)
Cellular component (GO): nucleolus
Molecular function (GO): RNA helicase activity; ATP binding; nucleic acid binding
Source: RefSeq, a predicted model, not a curated record